Messenger RNA from Diceros bicornis minor, 2402 nucleotides. Its product is annotated as transmembrane emp24 domain-containing protein 9-like. The record is from RefSeq and is a predicted model, not a curated record. The coding region runs from base 719 to 1294 and encodes 191 amino acids. The transcript has 6 exons. Gene Ontology annotation, biological process: COPI coating of Golgi vesicle; endoplasmic reticulum to Golgi vesicle-mediated transport; Golgi organization. NCBI's taxonomy places the organism in Eukaryota, Metazoa, Chordata, Mammalia, Perissodactyla, Rhinocerotidae. Gene Ontology annotation, cellular component: Golgi apparatus; COPII-coated ER to Golgi transport vesicle; endoplasmic reticulum.
UGGUGAUGAUUAUCAGGUUUUUACAGAUGACGAAACUAACGCAGUUUGAGGUCGCGGAGCAAAUUAUGAGCAGAACAAGAUUCGAACCUAGCAUCUACUACUCUGGGUUUGCUUCUAUUUUAAAAAAUUGAACUUUGGGGUCGGCCCAGGCCCUGUGGCAUAGAGGUUAAAGUGCGAGCGCUCCACUGCUGGCGCCCAGGUUCGGAUCUCAGGCGUGCACCAGUGCACUGCUUGUCAGGCCAUGCUGCAGCAGCGUCCCAUAUAAAGUGGAGGAAGAUAGGCACGGAUGUUGGCCAGGGGCCAGUCUUCCUCAGCAAAGAGAGGAGGAUUGGCAUGGAUGUUAGCUCAGGGCUGAUCUUCCUCACAAGAAAAAAAAAGAAAAGAAAAAUUGAACUUUGAAAAAAAAUGACACAAACAAUGAAGGAGUUUAUCUUCCGGAAAAACAAACAAACAAAAGACAUGUUCUCCCUUUACCACUGGGGCCCUCCAAGCCCCAUCCACUCUUAAAUCUGGUCUGUAUGCUUCCACACUACUGCAAGCUCUUUAAUCUGGUCUGGAUGCUUCCACACCACCACACGCUCAUCCACGCGGGCUUUGCUGCCGGAUUCCGGCCAUGAUGGCUGUCUCUGGACCAGGGUUCAGUGUCCCAGUGGCCGGCAGGUUUUAUCUCAUCAUAGACAAUGAGUGAUCUUUGAACCUGAAGAGUGAGGCCUCCCACAUGCAUGAAAGUUGGAGAGAAAGUCUUCCUUCAAGGGCAGGAGCAGUUACAGGUAACUACAAGACCGAGCUGUAUGACCCUGCUAUGGAAAAGUACCAGCCGUCUCCGCAGUGGAUCAACUUAUUCGUGUUUGUGAAGGACCCCGAGAAUAAGAACCUUCUGGCCCGUCAGUAUGGCCCUCAGGGCAGCUUCACCUUCACCUCCCAGUCUCCCGGAGAGCAUCAGAUCUGUCUUCACCUGGAGUCCAUCCGGUUCGCUCUCUUCUAUGAUGGCAAACUGGCCAUUCACUUGGACAUGCAGUUGGGUGAACACACCAAUGAUUAUGCAGAGUUUGCAGCCAACGACAAGCUGACCCUGCUGCAUCUGCGUGUGCAGCAGCUGGUGGAGCAGGUGGAGCAGAUCCAGAAGGAGCAGGAGUACCAGAGGUGGCGAGAGGAGCGCUUCCGGCAAACCAGUGAGAGCACCAACCAGCAAGUGCUAUGGUGGUCCAUUCUGCAGACCCUCAUCCUUGUGGCCAUCGGCGUCUGGCAGAUGCAGCACCUCAAGAGCUUCUUUAAAGCCAAGAAGCUGGUGUAGGUGGGCCCCAGAGACCAGAGAUCCUGCCCUCACUCACUCUCCUUCUGCUGACUGAUGGAAAAUGGACUGGCCUGGUCUAUCUCUUGGCUUCCCCCACCCCUCCCAACCCCACAGGGCUUCCUUGCUACUGGCAGGGGGACAAAGGACCUCUUUGAACUGGUUUCUCAGCCAGCACUGGGGAGAAGAUGGGUUUCCAGCUGGAGACACUUGGGUGGGGGGAGCUGUAGGCUCCUUUGUGGCUCUGUGAUGCUGAGCAGGAGGAGUAUGAGGGUGCCCCCAACCCCCAUGUUAAAGAGGAUGGAUGGACUAUCCCAAAAUGGAGAAAUAAGAGUGAACGUCAAUUAUAACUGACCAGCUUUAUGACCUAAACGUUUAUUGCCUCCUACUCUGCACUUCAUUCUGGCAUUACAUGUGUCCAAUCAAAUGUGAACAUUUGAGGCCCUGCGUGCACUGGUGGGGGACCAAUCCCCAAUGGAUGGGGUGAAGGAAACUUGUACCCUAGAAGCCUUGGCAACAUGUGGAGGCCUUUCCAGAAAAGUCCAACUUGGGCCCAUCUUUUGGGUAACCUGAGUGCUAUUGGUGAUCCUGUGCCUCUCUCUCUGGGCUCUGGUCAGGUUUGUGUGCUAUCCCAUUCCAGUCAUCUGGGUUGCUGGGUACUUCCAGGAGUCAGAUGGGUACCUCUCUCUUCCUGCUAUUUUUCAGUUGACCUGUGUCUCCCUUUAUGAUGUCCUUGGCUCAUUUUUUCAGGAGAUGCUCAUUAUUGCAGGAUUCCAAGUCACUGUUUCCGUUAUAUUCAACAGCUCCCUAACUCAGCCUUCGCAUGUGCACACAGGUGUAGAUGACCAGGCAUCCAUGUCCCCAUUGCUCUGCCUGAUCUAGCCCACAUUUUACCAAGCCCUGUGCUGGUUGACCUGUUGGAAUAUUCAUCAUCUCAUGUGAAUUUGACAUUUUCUGUUACAAGGAAAUUCACUGGUUGGCACCCUCAACAAAAUCAAGUCCAAAUUGUCAAAGCCAAAGAUACCAAUAAAGGGAGACUCCCCAUGAGGAGGGGCAGCUGUAACAGCCCCAGCUCUUGGCGCCUGAGAUAGACUCACCCUCCCCUGGGAUA